Molecule: messenger RNA, 3073 nt
Organism: Sapajus apella (tufted capuchin)
Lineage: Eukaryota; Metazoa; Chordata; Mammalia; Primates; Cebidae
Gene: ZNF875
Product: zinc finger protein 875
Exons: 5
Coding region: 198-2117 (639 amino acids)
Biological process (GO): negative regulation of transcription by RNA polymerase II
Cellular component (GO): nucleus
Molecular function (GO): RNA polymerase II cis-regulatory region sequence-specific DNA binding; zinc ion binding; DNA-binding transcription activator activity, RNA polymerase II-specific
Source: RefSeq, a predicted model, not a curated record
CAGAAGCACUUCCGGUCAGUGGGCGCGGCCCGUUAGGCCGGUUGAUACUCGGGGAGGCUUCCCUCUUCACGUCUUCUGCACACCUCUGCACGUCGUUACUUGACCUUUGCCUUCAGGAUCCGCAGCGUGCACCUGCGUUCCAUCUGUCUUCUGAGGCUUUGCCCUUCUCCAGGAAGAGCAUUCAGGAGACCAGAAAAAUGGCCACAGAGCUCCUGAGAGCCAAAAAAGAGGCAUUUGCGGCAUUCAGGGAUGUGGCUGUGGACUUCACCCAGGAGGAGUGGAGGUUGUUGAGCCCUGCUCAGAGGACCCUGCACAGGGAGGUGAUGCUGGAAACCUAUAACCACCUGGUCUCACUGGAAAUUGCAUGUUCCAAACCAAAACUCAUUGCUCAGCUGGAGCGAGGGGAAGAGCCCUGGAGAGAGGAGAGAAAAUGUUCUCUGGACCUCCGUCCUGCAGGAUCAAAGCCAGAAAUUCAACUUUGUCCCUCCUGCCCUCUGAUGUUCUCCAGUCAGCAAGCUCUCAGCCAGCACGUGUGGCUGAGUCAUCUCCCUCAGCUGUCUUCAAGUUUAUGUGCAGGAAAUCCUCUCCAGCAGGGAAAACACUGUCCAGAUCAGAAACAGCAGCAAGAUCUGUUCUGCUUGAGUGGCAAAGCAGAAUGGAUUCAAGAGAGAGAAGACUCCGAAGUCCAGUUUGGGAGAGUAAGCAAAAGUGGCACUUCAGAGGCACUCUCCAGCCCACCUGAAGAACAGCCAGCAUGGUCCAAGGAAGAUGACACAGUGCUGCAUAUAGGGCCCAGCCCUGAACAGAAGGCCAACCUUGAGGAAACAGACAAAGGAUUGCAUGGCUUAGAAGUUUCAGGAUUUGGAGAAAUCAACUAUGAAGAGUUUGGGCCAGGCUUUAUCAAGGAGUCAAACCUCCUUAGCUUCCGGAAAACACAAACAGGGGAGACAGCUUACAUGUACACUGAGUGGGGACAGAGCUUUGGUAGUAUGUCAGUCCUCAUCGGAAACCCAAGGACACACUCUGGGGGAAAGCCUCAUGUGUGUGGGGAAUGUGGGCAAGGCUUUACCUGGAAGUCAAACCUGAUCACACAUCAGAGGACACACUCAGGGGAGAAACCUUAUGUGUGCAAGGACUGUGGACGAGGCUUUUCUUGGAAGUCGAACCUCUUCACACAUCAGCGGACACACUCAGGGCUCAAGCCUUAUGUGUGCAAGGAAUGUGGCCAGAGCUUUAGCCUGAAGUCAAACCUCAUCACCCACCAGAGGGCGCACACUGGGGAGAAGCCUUAUGUUUGCAGGGAAUGUGGGCGUUGCUUUCGCCAGCAUUCACACCUCAUCAGACACAGGAGGACGCAUUCAGGAGAGAAGCCUUACAUUUGCAGGGACUGUGAGCAAGGCUUUAGCCAGAAGUCACACCUCAUCAGACACUUAAGGACACACACAGGAGAGAAGCCUUAUGUAUGCACAGAAUGUGGGCGUCAAUUUAGCUGGAAAUCAAACCUUAAAACACACCAGAGGACCCACUCAGGGGUUAAACCUUAUGUCUGUCUGGAGUGUGGGCAAUGCUUUAGCCUGAAGUCAAACCUUAACAAACACCAGAGGUCACACACGGGGGAGAAGCCAUUUGUAUGUAUGGAGUGUGGGCGAGGCUUUACCCGGAAGUCAACCCUCAUCACACACCAGAGGACACACUCAGGGGAGAAGCCAUUUGUAUGCAGGGAGUGUGGACGAGGCUUUAAUGAUAAAUCCACCCUCAUCUCACACCAGCGGACACAUUCAGGGGAAAAGCCUUUUAUGUGCAGGGAGUGUGGUAGAAGGUUUCGGCAGAAGCCUAACCUAUUCAGGCACAAGAGGGCACACUCAGGUGCCUUUCUGUGCAGGGAGUGUGGGCAAGCCUUUUGUGAUAAGUUAACUCUCAUUAAACACCAUAGAGAACACUCAGGGGGGAAGCCUCAUGUGUGCAGGGAGUGUGGGCAAGGCUUUAGCAGGCAGUCACACCUCAUUAGACACCAGCGGACACAUUCAGGAGAGAAGCCUUAUAUUUGCAGAAAGUGUGGGCGGGGCUUUAGUUGGAAGUCAAACCUAAUCAGACAUCAGAGGACACACUCAGGAUAGAAAUAGAAACUUUAUGUGUACAGGAAUAUGGUAAAGCCUUUAGCCAGGAGUCAUACUUCAUCAGAGACCAGAGGACACACAGCACUGUGGCUUUGUCAGUCAUUGCUGGGAUUGCAGGCGUGCACCACCAUGCCUCACUAAUUUUUGUAUUUUUAGUAGAGACGGGGUUUCACCAUAUUGGCCAGGCUGAUUUUGAACUCCUGACCUCGUGAUCCACUCACCUCGACCUCCCAAAGUGUUGGGAUUACAGGCGUGCACCACCAUGCCCAGCCGGAAGUAAUAACAUUUCUAAGAAAAGUUUCUGGGAGGAAAAACAAACUUGGAAAAUGAAUAAACUUAUUUUCCAGCAAAUUUUAAAAAGAUCAUAUGCUGCUUAUUUUCCUGUCAUGUUUCAGCUCCAGCCAUGCCAUUCUCCAUUCUGUGAUGCUGGGGCUGGGACUCUGUUAAAGACAUUUCCCAGAUUCCUUUGCCUUAAUGUCCAUUUAAGAGAGACUAAAAGGCAUAAAUGGAGAGGGACUUGGCAUUUUAUUUUCCAAUUCUGUCAGUAGCUCUCUAGCAGUUGAGGGGAGCUGUGCCUUGCUUGCAAAUUCCUUCCAUUCUCCCAGCACUAGACUGCCAAAACCAGUUACUGCUGGGCUGAAACCCCUCCUGAGAGCUCUCAGAUAGUGGCAAAUCCAUCUCUUCCUCUUUGUUCUCUAAGCUCUAGAGUGUUAGCUGUUUCCUCAAGUUACAAAUCUCUCCCUUGGUGCUCUUUCCGUCCUCCACAUAUGUAGUCAGUUUCCUGUAAGUAAAUUCCCAGGUGGUUCUGCUGUCUUGACUAGAUCACGAUGAACAGAGCACCACCAUUACUUGUUUUAGCAGUGCAGCCAAAUAGUUGGCAUACUUUCAGGACCACUGCCCUAAUCUGUGGAAAUGACCAAACUCAAACUAGUGUUGGACUUGGUUAUAUAAGAAAA